Molecule: messenger RNA, 2202 nt
Organism: Plasmodium malariae
Lineage: Eukaryota; Apicomplexa; Aconoidasida; Haemosporida; Plasmodiidae
Product: STP1 protein
Exons: 4
Coding region: 1-2202 (733 amino acids)
Source: RefSeq, a predicted model, not a curated record
AUGUUUAUCUUCGCUUAUAUUCGAAGUGAAACUGCAUCUAUACAAAAAGAGAAUAACAAAGAUGAUUUCAGGAAAAAAUGUCUAGCACUGAAUACUCAUGUAAUUAGUAGAAUUCCUCGAACAAAAUAUAUUGAUCAAAAUAGAUGGAAAGGAGCAUUAAGGACUUUUUACGAAAAUUACCAUGCAGCACUAACCAAAUAUGGAGGAUGUCCUAUGAUUUUAGAUGAGAAUGAUAAAGAAAUUUUAGUAUUAAAUUAUGAAGCAGAAGAUUUCUGUGAACAAAAACAAGAAUAUCUGAAAUAUCUAAAUUCAUUCAAAGAAAAAGGUAAUAAAUAUAAUUGUAAGAGUGAUACUAACUGCAUAAGUAAAUGUAGAGAAUAUAAUGUGUGGAUUAAAGAAAGGAUGGUUCAUUUUAAUAAUAAGAAGGUUCAGUUAUACAAAAAUUGCCGAAGCAAAGAACAUUUAUCCCAAUUUCCAACAAAAAAAUGCAACAUACUCGAAUCCAAAACAUUCCAAGGAAUUAAUACAUGCUUAGUGUCUGAUAUAAUUUUAAGAGAAGAAAAGACACCUAAAAAACUAGAUGAAGUUUCGCAAGAGUCAGAAAGUGAAUAUAACUCUCGAGAAUCCGUUAAACCUAAAAAUCAAGAUCUAUCUCAAGGAGAAGAUUCUCCCAAAGCGGAAGCUCCACCUUUAGAGAUAUCUCCACUUCAAACAGCAACUGAAAGUUCAAUUAGCCAAGAUGGAACUGCAGAAAAUGAAGAUACAGAAUCUUCACUGUCUGUAGAAUUAAAAAUUACUACAGCUAAUAAAUAUGUAGACUCAAAAAGAGAAGAAUCUCCUAGAUUACAAUCUCCAAUUCCAGAAAAUUCAGUAGCACUUCCUAAUCCUAAAGAUAUUUCGACCUAUACUGCUUCACCCAAUUUUGGCUUAAUUUCUACUGAUCAUUCUUCACAUUCUACAACAACAGAAGGAUAUGUGUCUACCACAAACAUAAUAUCUAUAUUAAUAAGCAUUUUAACUAUUAUUGUAUUUUCUUUUUUUAUUAAAUGCGUAUUAAUAAGUCUGUUAAAAAAAAAAAAAAAGGUAAAAAAAAGACAAAUGAACUUUUUGAGAAUUCUAAUACCAUCGCAUUGGGGGGGAAAAAGUGAGUUUUUAACACAUGAUAAUCUAGAACACCCAAUAUAUGAUGAUGAAGAAAUCAUAAAAAAAAUUAAAAUAAAUGAACUUACAAAAAAUGUAUACUUAUCAAAACGAAAAAAAGACAGAUCCAAAACCAUAAUAGAAGUACAUAUGGAAGUACUUGAAGAAUGCAGAAAUGAAGAUUGGGAAAACAACAAAGAAGCAUUCUUAAAAAUUUGUCUAGAUGAGUUCACAAAAAAGGAUUAUAGAACCUAUCCUAAUUUAACAUAUAAUGAUCUAAUAACAGAAAAUAUUAAAAGUAGCAAUGAUAUUGAGAAACAAAAUAUUCUAUGGAAUAAAUGGGUAGAAAGACAUAGAUAUCUUUUUGAAAAAUUGAAAAAAGAAGACUGGUAUAAUAAUUUGAAAAAUGAAUGGAAAAAAGAAAUAGCUUACAUACAAGAAAGAGAUGAAUUAAAAAAGAAAUCAUCUAAUGAAAAUCACAACUUUCCAUUUUUAGAAAUAGAAAAAGAUCUAUGGAAACACUGGAUAUCGAAAAAGGGUAUUAUUAUAGAACAAUAUUUGGAACAGGAAUGGAUUAAGGAAUUGGAUAUGGAUUUAAACAUUAUGUCAGAUGAAUGCGUAAAGGAAGAUACAAAGAAUUAUGUAACACUAAUGAAUAUAGAAGAAUUGCAGCACAAAGAAAAUUAUGAAGAAUUAUGUAAAUAUAUAAAAAAAAAAUUAUUAACAAUGCUCUGUAUUCUAGUACUUAUGUCCAUGUUAGAAGAAUAUAAAAAAGAGGUGAAUUUUGAUAAUAGGGAAUCAUAUUUGGAUAGAUCCAUAAAUGAAUGGAAGGGAAAAGGAUAUUCAAGUAAAAAACAAGAAAUUACAGAAAAUAUAAUUGAAUGUAAUAACAAUGAUAUAGAAAAUAAAAGAAAUGAGGAAUUUGAUGCUCAUAUAUGGAAAGAUAGUUUCAGGAAUGAAAUAGAAGAUUGGAUAAGAGAUGAUGACUUAUAUGCAAAUUCUAUAGUUAGUGAUAGAACAGUAGACAAAUCGGAUGAAAUAGAAGAAAAACAGUUUCUAUAA